Colias croceus (clouded yellow) is the source of this 7373-nucleotide messenger RNA. It is a transcript of the gene Chc, whose product is annotated as clathrin heavy chain. Gene Ontology annotation, biological process: receptor-mediated endocytosis; intracellular protein transport. Lineage: Eukaryota; Metazoa; Arthropoda; Insecta; Lepidoptera; Pieridae. Gene Ontology annotation, molecular function: structural molecule activity; clathrin light chain binding. Gene Ontology annotation, cellular component: clathrin complex; clathrin coat of trans-Golgi network vesicle; clathrin-coated endocytic vesicle. The transcript is spliced from 29 exons. The coding region runs from base 180 to 5231 and encodes 1683 amino acids. The record is from RefSeq and is a predicted model, not a curated record.
UUCAUUCAUUUGUGUAUGUGGCAGCUGUGGGUGCAUUAAUCGUAGUUUUUUCCUUACAAAUAAAAAUUGAAACAAUUACCUAAUUUUUCUUCAUGUAGAAGUAAAAUUAAAUAGCCGCGAUAUCUGAAGAUCGCUCGAUAGCUUCCUUGGUAUAGUUAAAAUAAAGGGAAUUAGCAACCAUGGCUCAACCACUACCUAUACGUUUUCAAGAGCAUUUACAGCUCACAAACAUUGGCAUUAAUCCGGCGUCCAUCUCCUUCAACACCCUGACGAUGGAGUCGGACAAAUUCAUCUGUGUCCGUGAGAAAGUUGGUGACACCUCGGAGGUGGUCAUCAUUGACAUUGGGGACCCCACGAACCCCAUCAGGCGGCCGAUCAGCGCAGACUCUGCUAUCAUGAACCCGGCCAGCAAGGUUAUCGCACUCAAGGGAAAGGCAGGGGUGGAAGCAGCCCAAAAGACCCUCCAAAUAUUCAACAUCGAGAUGAAAUCAAAGAUGAAAGCGCACACCAUGACAGAGGAUGUAGUGUUCUGGAAGUGGAUCUCUCCGAACACGCUCGCGCUAGUGACCAAAAUGUCCGUCUACCAUUGGUCUAUGGAAGGGGACUCGACGCCCGUGAAAAUGUUCGAUCGGCAUUCAUCGCUCGCUGAGUGCCAGAUCAUCAAUUACAGGACUGACCCGAAGCAGCAGUGGUUACUGUUAGUUGGUAUAUCCGCGCAACAGAACCGCGUGGUGGGCGCUAUGCAGCUGUACUCUGUGGAACGCAAGUGCUCGCAGCCGAUCGAGGGGCACGCGGCAUCGUUCGCGACGUUCAAGGCGGAGGGCAACGCGGAGCCCUCCACGCUGUUCUGUUUCGCAGUGCGUACGGCGCAAGGGGGAAAAUUGCAUAUCAUCGAGGUGGGGCAGACGCCAGCCGGUAACCAACCAUUCCAAAAGAAAGCGGUUGAUGUGUUCUUCCCAGCUGAAGCGCAGAACGAUUUCCCGGUAGCGAUGCAAGUGUCGCCCAAAUACGAUGUUAUUUACCUUAUCACGAAGUACGGCUACAUUCACAUGUACGACAUCGAGACCGGAACAUGCAUCUAUAUGAACCGCAUCUCAUCUGACACCAUAUUUGUGACUGCGCCUCAUGAAGCCACUGGCGGAAUUAUUGGUGUGAACCGCAAGGGCCAAGUGCUCUCGGUAACUGUGGAAGAAGACUCCAUAGUGCCAUACAUCAACAAUGGCCUGCAGAACCCAGAGCUGGCACUCCGUAUGGCCGUGAGGAACAACCUGGCUGGUGCUGAAGAACUGUUUGUCAGGAAGUUCAACAUGCUGUUCACUAAUGGACAGUAUGGGGAAGCUGCGAAGGUGGCAGCAAUGGCGCCCCGCGGCAUCCUGCGCACGCCGCAGACGAUCCAGCGCUUCCAGCAGGUGCCGACGCAGCCGGGGCAGACGUCGCCGCUGCUGCAGUACUUCGGCAUCCUGCUGGACCAGGCGCAGCUCAACAAGUUCGAGUCGCUCGAGCUGUGCCGCCCCGUGCUGCUGCAAGGUCGCAAACAACUUCUCGAGAAGUGGUUGAAGGAAGAGAAGCUGGAAUGUUCGGAAGAGCUCGGAGACCUGGUGAAGCAGGUGGACCCAACUCUAGCCUUAUCGGUGUAUCUUCGCGCCAAUGUGGCGAGUAAAGUAAUUCAGUGCUUCGCUGAGACUGGACAGUUUCAGAAAAUUGUGCUUUACGCUAAGAAGGUUGGCUACACACCCGACUACAUCUACCUCCUGCGCUCCGUAAUGCGCACGAGCCCGGAACAAGGCGCCGGCUUUGCGGGCAUGCUGGUGGCUGAAGAGCCUCCUCUUGCUGAUAUCAACCAGAUUGUGGACGUGUUCAUGGAGCAGAACAUGGUACAGCAGUGCACUGCGUUCCUGCUGGACGCGCUCAAGAACAACCGCCCUGAGGAGGGACCUUUGCAAACACGUCUCCUCGAAAUGAACCUAAUGUCCGCCCCCCAAGUGGCUGACGCAAUCCUCGGCAACGGCAUGUUCACGCACUACGACCGCGCGCACGUCGCGCAGCUGUGCGAAAAGGCGGGGCUGUUGCAACGGGCCUUGGAACAUUAUACUGAUCUUUAUGAUAUUAAGCGGGCUGUGGUUCACACGCACUUGCUGUCCGCUGACUGGCUCGUCAACUACUUCGGAACCCUCUCUGUGGAGGACUCGCUCGAAUGCCUCAAGGCGAUGCUCCAAGCGAACAUUCGCCAGAACUUGCAGAUUUGCGUACAGAUUGCCACCAAGUACCAUGAGCAAUUGACAACCAAAGCACUGAUUGAACUGUUCGAGAGCUUCAAGACGUAUGAGGGUUUGUUCUAUUUCCUCGGAUCUAUUGUAAACUUCAGCCAGGAUUCGGAAGUUCACUUCAAGUAUAUACAGGCGGCAUGCAAAACCGGUCAGAUCAAAGAGGUCGAGCGCAUUUGCCGCGAGUCGAACUGCUACAACGCAGAGCGUGUCAAGAACUUCCUCAAGGAAGCGAAGCUGCCCGACCAGUUGCCACUGAUCAUUGUGUGCGACAGAUUCGACUUUGUGCACGAUCUAGUGCUCUACCUGUACAGGAACAGCCUGCAGAAGUACAUCGAGAUUUAUGUGCAAAAGGUGAACCCAUCACGUCUGCCAGUGGUUGUCGGUGGUCUCUUGGACGUGGACUGCGCUGAGGACAUCAUCAAGAACUUGAUCCUCGUAGUGCGCGGCCAGUUCUCCACUGAUGAACUUGUGGCCGAAGUUGAGAAGAGGAAUAGAUUGAAGCUCCUCCUACCUUGGUUGGAAACACGUGUGCAUGAAGGCUGCACUGAGCCGGCCACACAUAACGCGCUCGCCAAGAUCUACAUCGACUCCAAUAAUAACCCUGAGAGAUUCCUCAAGGAGAAUCAAUGGUACGACUCGCGCGUGGUGGGGCGGUACUGCGAGAAGCGCGACCCGCACCUCGCGUGCGUGGCGUACGAGCGCGGGCAGUGCGACCGCGAGCUGAUCGCGGUGUGCAACGACAACUCGCUGUUCAAGACGCAGGCGCGCUACCUCGUGCGCCGCCGCGACCAGGAGCUGUGGCUCGAGGUGCUCGCCGAGGCGAACCCCUUCAAGCGACAGCUCAUCGACCAGGUGGUGCAAACAGCUCUAUCCGAAACCCAAGACCCGGAAGAUAUCUCGGUGACAGUGAAGGCGUUCAUGACGGCCGACCUGCCGAACGAACUCAUUGAACUGCUGGAGAAGAUCGUGCUCGACAACUCUGUGUUCUCCGACCACAGGAAUCUGCAGAACUUGCUUAUCCUUACUGCUAUAAAGGCCGAUCGUACCCGCGUCAUGGAGUACAUCAACCGUUUGGACAACUACGACGCACCAGAUAUCGCCAACAUCGCGAUCAACAACGAACUGUACGAAGAGGCUUUUGCUAUUUUCAAGAAGUUCGAUGUUAACACCUCCGCUAUUCAAGUACUAAUCGAGCAAGUGAAAGACCUAAAACGCGCGUACGAAUUCGCCGAGCGUUGCAACGAGCCGGGCGUUUGGUCACAAUUGGCCAAGGCUCAGCUCCAACAGGGCCUGGUGAAGGAAGCCAUCGACUCGUACAUCAAGGCUGACGAUCCCUCCGCGUACAUGGAUGUGGUCGCUACGGCCAGCGCUCAGCAGUCGUGGGAGGAUCUCGUGCGGUACUUGCAGAUGGCACGCAAGAAGGCGCGCGAAUCUUACAUCGAAUCAGAACUUAUAUACGCAUACGCUCGCACGGGCCGUCUCGCAGACCUCGAGGAGUUCAUCUCGGGACCGAACCACGCGGACAUACAGAAGAUUGGAGACCGGUGCUUUGAUGAUAAGAUGUACAACGCGGCUAAAUUGUUGUACAAUAAUGUCAGCAACUUUGCCCGCCUCGCUAUCACGUUGGUGCACUUGAAGGAGUUCCAAGGCGCGGUGGACAGCGCGCGCAAAGCGAACUCGACGCGCACGUGGAAGGAGGUGUGCUUCGCGUGCGUGGACGCGGGCGAGUUCCGGCUCGCGCAGAUGUGCGGCCUGCACAUCGUCGUGCACGCUGACGAGCUAGAGGAUCUGAUCAAUUACUACCAGGACCGAGGCCACUUCGACGAAUUGAUCAGUCUUCUGGAAGCAGCGUUGGGUCUGGAGCGUGCUCACAUGGGCAUGUUCACUGAGCUGGCCAUCCUCUACUCGAAAUACAAGCCAGCCAAGAUGAGGGAGCAUCUCGAACUGUUCUGGUCCAGGGUUAACAUUCCCAAGGUGCUCCGCGCAGCAGAACACGCGCACUUAUGGUCGGAGCUAGUGUUCCUGUACGACAAGUACGAGGAGUACGACAACGCGGCGCUCACCAUGAUGCAGCACCCCACGGAGGCAUGGCGAGAAGGCCACUUCAAGGAUAUUAUCACUAAAGUAGCCAACAUGGAACUCUACUACAAAGCUAUCCAAUUCUACCUGGACUACAAACCCCUCCUCCUCAACGAUCUGCUCCUGGUUCUUGCUCCAAGAAUGGACCACACUCGAGCGGUGAACUUCUUCACGAAGGCUGGACACUUGCAACUUGUCAAGGCGUACCUGAGAUCGGUGCAGAGUUUGAACAACAAGGCGGUGAAUGAAGCACUCAACUCGCUGCUUAUUGACGAAGAGGAUUAUCAGGGAUUACGCACAUCGAUAGACGCGUUCGACAACUUCGACACAAUCGCGUUGGCGCAACAAUUGGAGAAACACGAGCUCACCGAAUUCAGACGAAUUGCAGCCUACUUAUACAAAGGCAACAACAGAUGGAAGCAGAGCGUGGAACUGUGCAAGAAGGACGCCCUGUACGCGGACGCGAUGGAGUACGCGUCUGAGUCGCGCCAACCAGAGGUGGCUGAGGAGUUGCUCGACUGGUUCCUCGAGAGGAAGAACUAUGAGUGCUUCUCUGCUUGUUUGUACCAGUGCUACGACCUUUUGAAACCCGACGUCGUCAUCGAGCUGGCAUGGAGGCACAACAUCAUGGACUUUGCCAUGCCCUUCCUUAUUCAGACUGUACGCGAAUUAACGACGAAAGUGGAGAAACUAGAGGAAGCCGACGCUAAGCGCAGCACGGAGAGCGCUGAACACGAAGCCAAGCCAGCCAUGAUUAUGGAACCACAACUAAUGCUUACUGCUGGUCCAUCAAUGGCGUACCCAGGUGUAGCGGCGCAGGCUUCCCCGUACGCGUACGCGGCGCAAGCUCCCUCACCGGCGCCCUACCACGGGUACGGCAUGUAGGGCUCGCCCGCCCCCGCCUGGGGGAACUACGCGCGCUUCUAAUGGAGCCCCGCGCUCAACGGGCCGCCUGCAACCUGCCACCAUAUACUAGUGCUUGAAGAGAUACAGUGCAUAUAAGUUUGAAGUAAAUACAGUGCGACAACUAGUGUGUUUCAAUAGUGUAUUGAAAAUCUACUUGUCAGUUUGCAGAAAUGUGUUCAAUUCAGUGAUGUGAUGAAAGUGCUAAUGUUUCAUUCAGUGAUUAAAAUUAUAACUUCAUUGUUUUCAAAUUAUGGAAUACGAGAAAUAGGUUCAGGUUGCUAUGUGUAGGUUGCAGGGUAUAUAUUGCCUGUUAAGACAAAUGUUGCUUGCAUCAUUUUCAUGGACUGGUCUGGGACCGCAUGUCCCUCGCUUGCAUAAUGUUAAAUGCAUAUAUGCAAGUGGUUUUGUUGACUGUAGAGCAGAUAAGAGAAGUUUCGUAAAUAUUCUAAUGACUAUAACAUAGCCAAUUUCUAGUUCAACUAUGUUUUCAAUCGGAGUUGUCAGAUUGUCCAGAUUUUCAUUUAAAAAUAGUUAUCAGCUAUUUAUUUGACAUUUUCAUUAAAUUUAUUUAUUGCAUACACAUAGGUUUAAUUUAAGUAAUUAACAAUCUUAAGACAAGAUAAAACCAAUAUAUUGAAAUCUGGCAACUCUGAAUAUACCAAUAUUGCAAUAAAUGUUUUGUCGGAAUGGAUAGGUAUACUAUGCCUAGGGCUUUGUCUAUAAUAUACUAUAUCGUGUUGCGGUUAACAUUAGACAAAUUACAUUAUAACUGUCUAUAAAAUAUGUUGUCCAUACAUUUUCGAUUGUAUAAUUGUAUCUUGGGUACAUUGUUUCAUUUGCUGAUGGCCUAAAUAAGUGCAACUUAACAAUUAUCGUCGAAAAUGCAUUGAUGUUAGAUUUUUGGACUGAUUCUAUUAAACAUCGGUCUGUACAAAGUUCUUAUGUAUUUCUGUAGAUGUUAACAUAAGAACAUAAUAAAUUAUUAGCGUUGAAGAGAUUCUUGAUUCACUACAUUGGUACACUCAGUAUUUUGAUUAUAUUUCAUUUCAAUGUUGGAAUCUCGACAUCGCAAACCUAUGUAUGUGCACUAUAGCUUUUGAGCAAUUAAAAAUUAUGCUGCAUCAAUUUAAUAUAUUUUUUCAUGUCAUUAUAAACUUAAAACAACAUUCUCGCAAUUAAUGUUUUUCAGUAGAAGUAAUAUUCUAACUAAGGUGCAUAUAUAUAAAGAUAAAAGCUAUAUUACAGCUGUAAUAUUUCUAAUAUUGUUGUCCGUAAAAUAUAAUUACAUAUUAAUAAUAAAAAUGAUUAUGAUAACCUUUAAUCUCGUAGAACUAGUAAAUAUUAGAGGAACAAAGAACUAUAUUUGAAACUAAUGUUUUAGAUCGACAGGCCUCAAAUAGCAGUUUAGUGCAAUAAUUGGAUCAAGUGUUAAGCUUCAGUGUUUAAAUUAACAUUUAUUGUUCAUCAAUACUUAUGUACAAAAGAUUUAAAAUUUGUUUCAAAAGUUGAAUUUAUUGUUAUAUGUAUAUAAUGCUUACAAAUUAGUCGAUGCGCAUAUUUAUGAAAUUAAUACGAAAUUUAUCACAUGGGAUUAAUUAUGAAAGUAUGAUGGUAAAAUAUUUAGGUAUGAAUAGGUUUAGAGUAGGCGGAGUUAGCGGUAUGUCGUUAUAAUUUGAAUUAAUUAUUGAUUACGUUUGCGUUUGUGUGCGAGUAUUGUUUUGGCACGCGGUCAUGCGUUGCGCGUUGUAUCACACCUGUAAUGCCUUCACUAGUUAAUGUAAGACAUAUUCAUCCAGUGAUAUGACUGGAAUCAAAUAUUGUUUAUGAGUGCAUUUUUUAUUGCUUAAAUUAAACAAAAAAUACACAAUUCAUAUAACUCACAAUUAUAAAAUUAUAAUGUGAUUUAUUAGUUGAUGCUAAUUUCAUAAUUCAAAUCAUUCCUAUCAUUUUUGUUUAAAUGAGCAAUCUGUAAUAAUACUUAUUAUUAUUGUUUGUAAUAGUGAAUCAUAUUAACUUAAUGCAAAAGAAAUUUGUAGUUUUAACAUUAGUAUUGUAUUUAUUCGUGUAUAAUACUGUUUCCCUGAAUUUUAUUAUAGUAAGAAUAUAUUAUAUGAAAAAUAA